Molecule: messenger RNA, 2130 nt
Organism: Pecten maximus
Lineage: Eukaryota; Metazoa; Mollusca; Bivalvia; Pectinida; Pectinidae
Exons: 3
Coding region: 140-1810 (556 amino acids)
Source: RefSeq, a predicted model, not a curated record
GAAAUAUUCACAUGGUGCCGUAAAAAGUAAAAAGGCGGACAUUGGACUUAAUUACUGAUAGAAAUGAGGUACCUGGUGAUGCGGGCCUUUCUGGAGUAACGACAACGAUAUCCUGUCUGUCCUGCUUUCAACAAAGAAAAUGUCGAGGUCGAAAAUCCUGAACAGUGACAAGGAGGUUAACGCCUUUCGGUUCAAUUUGAAGGAACAACGAUGCCUUCAAAAAAACUUAAGCAUCCUUGAUGCAGAAGCAAUAUACUCCCUCAAACUCAUAGACCUUGAUAACAGAGGAAUUCGAGUGUUUUACAAGCGCUUCAAGGACAAGGUAUCCCGCAUCAAAUCCCACUUGAAUGCUGAGGACCUUGCUGCCAUGCAAGAUUUAGAGGCAAGAGGGAAAAUGCCAAACAUUAAUAAAAACAUGAAUAGUAGUGGAGCUUUAAGGAUAGCAGACGCCGAAAAGAGGCUAAAAAUUCAAAGUACAGACAAUACGAGAAAGGCGAGAAGCGCAAAUCCACUGAUGAGGCAGAAUACAUUGAACAGUGUGGAGUCAUUAAUACCGUAUGACAGAGGACAUCAGAGGCCGAACACCACCGGUGGAACGAAUGAUAAAAAGUUGUACCUACGACAGGAUUCUAAGCGCAAUUCUGUCGGUGUAGUUAUGGAGACCACAGAGUUACCUAAAGGGAUACCGCGAAACAAACCCUCUUAUGGAAAACAACUAUCAAAAUCGGGUCAGUUCUCUCAACGCUCCUCGGAUCUGGAUACUGCCAAUGUCAAAAAUCCAAAAAGUCCACGAAGUCCGCAUAGUCCACGAAGUCCCAUGGUGGCCAGAUCCGAUAGCAAGCCAGCAUCUAUCCUUGUCAACUCCGUCAAAAGUAUAAUGACGAAAAUUCGAGAAUCAAAAAAUACUAUUUCAUCGGAAGAUGUCAACGACCAGAAACAAAAUAAUCAUAAAAAGAUGCAUGUUCGGAUAGACACGGAAUCGGUGUCGGUCUGUCCUGAUCCUUCAGCACAGGGAACUGAUAAUGGACCGCCCGUUAAUGAGCCAGACCCAAACACCCUUGCUGUUCCUAGAUCAUGUGACAAGAAACCUCAUUUGAUAGGGAAACCCUUGCAUAACAAUCUUAUGGAACAUCAGGAUGAUGCUAUAGUGCUUUUAGAUAAGGAGGGCAAACAUAAGAAAACGGAUAAAGUGGAGGAAGGAUAUGACAUAGGGCCGGAUAGACUUAGUCUCAGCCGCGUGUCUAAUGUCACGCGAUACAGCAAUGCUUCUGCUGGGCAAUUCUCCUGUCACACAUUACAGGAUCGCGACGGCGCUGCUCCAUCGAGACUGGAUAUGUUCUCCGGAGGAGACGACAGGAUCGGGGAAUACCUAGGAGACGACCCGUAUGAGGAAAGACGACAGAAAAUGAUAUCUGGGGAACAGGAACGGGUACAUGACCUGCUGGAUCAAAAGGAAAUAUUUAUGGAACGACUAGACAUGUAUAUCAGAGAGAUGGAGAAGAAGAACCGACAGAUGUCGGUCAUUGUUCCCAGCAUGGAUAUUCCAGACAGUGUUCUACGUCAAGCACGACGGGAAGCUGGGGAACGUGCCAAGGCAUCAAGGCUCAAUAAAAUGAGGCAGGGUAUGCAUAGGUCUUCGAUAUCAGAGGAGGAAAGGAAACGUCGUGCACAAGAGAUGUGGAAGGACGUCAAUAAGUGCCGGUAUUUAAGAGUGCCAUCAGACAAAAUCGACUUGUCUGGUAUAGUAACGUUGGCUUCAGAACAAAUGAGACUGCUAGGUGCAAUGCGACAAAACAUCGAGGAGAUGUAAUGAAUGGCUAUCAUGUGUUCUGGUGACAAAUAAAUUGACAAUGAUUUAAAGCCAUAUCAUGAAUAUUUAUUCUGAUUACUAUUCAAGACACCAUGAAGUAAUUACCCUAGUAAUUUAAUCUAUGUUGAACAUUGACAUGCUAUGUAUUUAUUAACGACAUUGGAACUCUUUAAACGACGAAAAAAUUCUUGUUUUGAGUUUUUGAUGACGUUUUGACUAUCUCUAAACUUUAGGGAUUAUGUGUUAAGCAUAUUUCAUUCAUCAAUUAACUAUUUAUCAAACUAAAAUUGUUAUGAUAUAAUAGACAUUUGACAAAGAUA